AAUCACUAAUAUAUAUAUGUCAAUUUGCAGGCGGAAUUCUCAAGAUUUGGGAAAAUUAUGGAUAUCCGUAUUAAUACUGCUAAAGGAAAAACUGGUCCUAAAGGUCAGGUCCCCAACUUUGGUUUCAUCACAUUCGAAGAGGAAGGUUCUGUGUCAAAGGCUCUCAACUCUAGGCCAAUCCAUCUUAAUGGUGAGCAUCGGUUGAAUGUUGAAGAGAAGAAGGCUCGCCUAAGGAUGGACGGAGGUGGUAUGGGCCGUCCUAACAGUGGCCGUGGAGGAAUGGGAGGCAGUGGUGGCAUGCGUCAAGGCCCCCCUAGUGGCUUACAGGGACGAGGUGGAGGACGACCUGGCUUUAAUCGUGACAGUAAUCGAGGCGGACCAGGCGGACCCAGAGGUAGUUUUGCACCGCGACGUUAGGCUAACCAAUUAUAGUCACCAUGGCCUACUCUCUUACUACUCAUAGGAAACCUCUGUCCAGUGCAGCCAAUCUUAUCAGAUGGCUGCAGUGUAAGUGGUCCAAACAUCUGCAAGAGGACUGCUCAAGUUAAAUCUGCAGUAGAGCCAUUGUACAACUUGAUGGAAUGGUGUGCUUCUCAGUGAAUGUUGCUGUUUUGAUAAUGUAACUCGACAAUGGCCACUUGAAAAUACUGGUGCUUGAGGUGAUGAUGAUGAAACUUCAGUGAUAUGGUAAACAAACUUCACAAUAACAUAAGUGGCUUCUUUUGUAAUUUAGUUACUCCCACUUCUCUAACUGUAUUAGAGUUAUCAGAUUGAUUUCCAUUUCGUGAACACAACAAUUUUUCCACUGAUGACGUGUACUUAGACAUAGUGCCUCCCCUGAUGUAGAUUGUGUUUCUAUGAGUAAAUAAAAGAACCCUCCUUUUUUGGAUGGUUGUGAUGGAAUUCAAUCUCUAAAUCUUGGACAACAAUUACUCUUUUAUUAUUUGGUAAUAAUAAAACAUGUUAUUGUGAUUACCAAAAUCAUUCCCUUUUUAACAGCUACUAGUCAGGAUUGAAACAAAGUUUUUUUUGUGCUUAUUUCAGUUUCAACAUCUAAAAGGUCCUUGAAAUUAUAUUGGAAAUAUAGAAGAAGUGGAUUAAAAUGGGUACUGCUUGAGGUCAUUGAUUUAUGUACUGGUAUUUGAUUCCAGUGAUGUUUUUGUAUGUUAGAAUUUUUUAACUUAUUUUUGAAACUUCAGCUGAGACUGAUGUACAUUUUGUACCUGGCAACAGAAGAUUGGUGAGGUUUAGUCCACUUUUUCCAGUGAUCAGCAUGCAGACACAGUAAUCCUCAGAGAUGUCUUAUCUGACUUGGCCCACAUCCAUGCUCACUGUUUUGACGUUACAUUUCCAGCACUGCUGUCAUACUGGGCAUUACACAUACAUAAAAUGUUAACUUGUUACAUGUAGUUCACAAGGCCAAGUACAGAUUAGCAUCUGCUAAUAGCUGAUUCCAUUUUUUUAUUUGAUGUGGGUGAAGUUGCCAAUAUCCGUUGAUAUUGACCACUUCACAUUAUCACAGAAGUACUUUAACUGGAGGAGCGAAGAGGAAACCAGUGUCCAAGGUCACAUUCUCGUCUAUUUUGUAGUAAAUCACUUUGAUCACUACUCAAAGAUUAUGCUUGAUUCAACCUCUUUCAUAUGUUGUAGUGUGCUAGUUUCUCCGAAUGGGAAAUGAAUAAUAGAAUGGAGCAUUUAUAUUUCACAAGUGUGAGUUGUAAACACCCCAAAGCAUUUCUAUAUUAAAAAAAAAGAAAAAAAACUGUGCGAAAGAGGGAAUAAAAUAGCCUUAUCACCACCAACACUGUUGCAACUACUUUCCCCAUGUUUGUUUCAUUCCAAGGGAUUAGAUAUGAAGGAUGUCUGAGCAUGCAAUAAUUUUCAGAACUGGUAAAAUGGAAUAUUGCUUUUUAUAUUAUCAUUGUAAGUUUUAGUAUUAAAUUUUUCAUUAUGGUAAACUAUGUACAAAUCAGUAUUACUUUUUUUUCUUUUCUUUUUUUUUCAUUAUGCACAGUUUGUUACUGGUUGUGUUACAAUGGAAGCUCUCACACCACAGUAUGAUGAGCAGAAAUGUGAUAUUAGUUUAGAUAGUGGGCAAGCAGACACGGGCAGAUCUGAAAGUCAUUGCAUGUCAGGAUAGCUUUUGAAACUGUCCUUUCAAAUUGUUAUAAAAGGGCAUUAGAUAAUUGCCCACACCUGGAGCUAGAUGAACCUCUGGGAAUUGUUACAGGGACAUCAGAAGAGAACUUAGCUCACAGGUCAUGUGAAGGGAUAUGCUGUAGUUGCAGACUUUAUGCAUUCUGUUCAGGAACUAUUGAAUUGGUAAAUUGAUUAUGGGUUACUGUUUUCCUUAAGCAUUAUGAAAAAUAAUUCAGAUUUAGUUUAAAAAGUCUAGACACCUCGAACUUCAGCUAUUCCAAAUCCCAUAGCUUACAUUAUCAUUGGAGCUCCUGGGAGCAUGGCUAGCAUGUGAUCAGUUUUAAUUUGAUUUAAAAGUUUUGAAAAAGGUUUGAAAAUUGCUUUUGCUUUAACUUCCUUUAAGGUCUGUUCUUGCAGCUCCUCCUGGUCAGAAACUUUGUGAUGUCAAAUACUGAUGAAUGAAAGUGAGAAAUAAAAGCCUCUUUUCA
This is a messenger RNA of Penaeus indicus, 2627 nucleotides long. RefSeq names its product ras GTPase-activating protein-binding protein 1-like. Gene Ontology annotation, cellular component: cytosol; ribonucleoprotein complex. NCBI's taxonomy places the organism in Eukaryota, Metazoa, Arthropoda, Malacostraca, Decapoda, Penaeidae. Bases 58 to 417 code for a protein of 119 amino acids. Gene Ontology annotation, molecular function: mRNA binding. The transcript has 2 exons. The record is from RefSeq and is a predicted model, not a curated record.